AUGAAGGGAAUAUACCCCACAGUAACAUCUCACGAAUUGAACGUUGACUCGACGUUCAAGCCUAUCCGACAAAAAAGACGGAAGCUCAGACCUGGACGAUCUAAAGCCGUGAAUGAGGAGGUCGAUAGGCUGCUCGACGCAGGUUUCAUCACCGAGGUACGGUACCCAGAGUGGCUGGCAAAUCCUGUGGUAGUAAAGAAAAAAAAUGGAAAGUGGUGCAUCUGUGUCGACUUCACCGAUCUAAACAAAGCUUGCCCGAAAGACAGCUACCCUCUCCCUCACAUCGAUUGCCUGGUAGAGUCGACAGCCAGCAAUGAACUCUUAACCUUCAUGGACGCCUUCUCGGGGUACAACCAAAUUAUGAUGCACACCGAUGAUCGCGAGAAGACAGCCUUCAUAACGGAUAGGGGGACGUAUUGCUACAAAGUCAUGCCUUUCGGCCUGAAGAACGCAGGAGCGACCUACCAGCGUCUGGUCAAUCGAAUGUUCGCUGAAAAACUUGGCGACACUAUGGAAGUUUACAUCGACGACAUGCUGGUCAAGUCACUUCGCGCCGAAGACCAUCUUGACCACUUGCGAGACUGCUUCAGGACGCUGAACGAGUACAGAAUGAAGCUCAACCCGGCGAAAUGUACCUUCGGCGUCACAUCAGGAGAAUUCCUAGGUUAUAUCGUCACCUAG
Brassica oleracea var. oleracea is the source of this 681-nucleotide messenger RNA. Its product is annotated as RNA-directed DNA polymerase homolog. NCBI's taxonomy places the organism in Eukaryota, Viridiplantae, Streptophyta, Magnoliopsida, Brassicales, Brassicaceae. The record is from RefSeq and is a predicted model, not a curated record. The transcript has a single exon. The coding region runs from base 1 to 681 and encodes 226 amino acids.